Messenger RNA from Suillus subaureus, 201 nucleotides. RefSeq lists its product as uncharacterized. The transcript has 2 exons. The record is from RefSeq and is a predicted model, not a curated record. NCBI's taxonomy places the organism in Eukaryota, Fungi, Basidiomycota, Agaricomycetes, Boletales, Suillaceae. Bases 1 to 201 code for a protein of 66 amino acids.
AUGACGAUGACGAAGAGGAGGAGGAAGAGGAAGAAGCUACACCCCCUCCCGCCUCUCAGAAGGCUCAGGCCUGCAAGCAAAGCGAGGAAUGACAUUCAAUCUACUUUUGCAGGGACUAGUACCCUCGAUCCCAUCAUGGAUAGCGAGAAAGACGAACAGGAGGAAGAGGAGCUGGCCAACGAUAUAUUGACUUCGGAGUAG